GAAUCCGACACUGAGAAAGAAAAGGAUCUGUUGUUCAAAAACCAGUUAUUACAAGAUGAGAUUGCUAUGCUAAGACUAGAACUUGAUCAAGUAAGACUUAGGCACCAGGAAGAAGAAGGAAAAUACUUAGAGGAAAAUGAGACCUUGAAAGAGAAAAAUGAAGAUCUGAAAAAGGAACUUAAAUUGAACGAGGAAGCCUUAACACAGACAGUUUUUCAGUACAAUGGACAGCUGAACUUGCUAAAGACAGAAUCUGCAGUGCUAACUUCGAAACUUGAGCAGACAAAAGAAAGCAAAGACAGACUAGAGACAGAAAUGGAAUCAUUUCGUUCCCGCCUGAACACUGCUGUUCAAGAACUUGAACGUCAUCAGUCAUCAAAAAGUGAUGUCGAACGAACAUUUCAGAGAGAACGUGAUGAAUGGCUUCGCUUGCAAGACAAGCUCCAUCAUGACCUCUCUGAUGUGCGAGAAAGCAACAAGAGCUUGUCUCAGCAGCUGAGUAAAGCUGAAAGCAAAGCUAAUAGUCUAGAAAAUGAUCUUCACCAGUUGAAACAAAUGCUCAGAGAAAAAACAUUGCUUUUAGAAAUGACACAAAAAGAACUAAGUCAAGCCCAGUGUCAGGCAAAGGAAUAUGAUCAUGCUCGACAGCUUGAGAAAGCACAAGUAAGCAAAUUUAUAAUAAAGCAGGAAUCGAUGCAGGAGCGAUUGGCCCAGCUGCAGAGUGAGAACCUUUUACUCCGUCAGCAACUGGAAGAUAUGCAGAACAAGGGGAUCAUCAAAGAAAAAGUAGUGAAUGAUGUGCAGGACCGGUUUAAUGAUAUUUUCAACAAACUCAGAUCUGAUACUGAAAAACAAGUUCAAUUAGUGGAAGAGAGAAACAAGGAACUAAAUGCCAAGUGUACUGAUUUAAGAGAACAAGUCUUUAAAUAUGAGACUGACAAAGUAGAAAGAGAG
Messenger RNA from Pterocles gutturalis (yellow-throated sandgrouse), 954 nucleotides. Its product is annotated as ankyrin repeat domain-containing protein 26-like. The annotation marks the transcript as partial. The record is from RefSeq and is a predicted model, not a curated record. The transcript has a single exon. Lineage: Eukaryota; Metazoa; Chordata; Aves; Pterocliformes; Pteroclidae.